AUGACCCUUGCAAUGUCAAACUCAGCCUUUUUUUUUUCGUGUGCCUUUUGUUUCUUUUGGGGAGCUAUCACUGUUUUCGUGAAGGAGAAUGUUUUUUCCUUUUUUCUGUCGCAGUUACCUUUUCCGUCUGCCAAGAGUGAGUUAAUUGAAGGUAGCAACAACAACGACGAAUAUAGUGAUGACAACAUCAUCAACUACCUUAUCAUGAGAAGGGAAAAGAACAAGGAGAACCAAGACAACAACAACGACAACAUCAAGGCCAACCCGACCCCCGUAAAUGAAAAAGCGGUGUUCUGUGCUGGUGUCUCUCCCUCCCUCCCACCACAAUCACGCUCUGUAGCACCCUCGCCUGCCGUUGCAAACUUCGUCGGUUUGUCCCUUUCUUGUGCUUCUUCCGCGCGUGCACCAUGCUCUCUCCGUGGAUCCUCUGCUAAACCCAGACUGGCCACUUCCUCUGGUGUUGCUUCUUCGUGUGGUCUUUCCCGUCCUUCUUCUUUGUGCUCCGGCACCCUUCGUGACUUGUCGCUUCCUUCCUCUGUUCCCUCUUGGGCAAUAGGUUGCGAGUUGAUUACCAACGCUUUGUUGGCGAAUGAUGCUUUGGUUCGUGCGCCUUCUUUCGUGGCAGAAACCCAACUGCCGAAACAAAUGUGGACUUCCACCGCUGCUUCCUUCGAGAAUGUUGAGGGUUUGGAUGACUUUGCUUCUUCCUUGGCCGGUUGUGUGGGUAAUGAACAUCUUACCACAGGCGUAGCUUCUCCUCCUGCUACCGCUUGUACUGGUGUGUCCUCUUUUGUUGUUGGGGGUGAUAUGUCAGUUGAAUCCUUGCCUUUGGUCUCUCCUGUGCUCUCGUCUUCGUCUGAUCCCGGAAUAAAUCCGGUUGAUGUAUUACAGGACAACCCGGAUGUUGCUGCUGUGGAUUUGGGUUUGGGUGGUGCUGUUGUUCCUUUCGUUGCUGGAGGAACUUCAGAUUCUUCUUUUUAUUCUUGUUCUGUCGCAAGAUCUCCUCUUUUUGAGGUUAGUUCAGUUACUCCUGCUCUUGCACCUAAUACGGUUUCUUUGGGCUCAUCUUCCCCUUGGUGUUUUCCUGCUUCAGUGGAUGUCAAUCCCGCUAAGCCGUUCACCUUUGACAACGAGAUGGAUUGUGAUUUUGCUGUGUUUGGCUCCUGGGUUUCGGUGGGUUCUUCGUGGUCUUCUUCCUCUUCUUUUGUGGAUGAACACACAUCCCUCAAAAGAAAGUUAUCUUGCGCGAGUUUCCGUCCUUCGGACGUUGAACCAGAAGCCAAGUGUCAACGGUCGUUUCGUGUGUCUGGUUGGUCCGUUGCAGCCAAAAAAAAAAGUAAGCCUGUUCCUCCUUCUCCAGAAAGUGUCCCAGUCACGAAAGGAUUUUCCGGGGUUAGCCAUAAAACUCUCGUCUCUCACACCGGUCUACCUCGCCAGAAUAACGUUGAACAUCGUAACCGGGUGAGAGUCAAACGAGAGUUUAUGGGUUCCCUGGAAACAAUCCAUGAGGAGGAGGAGGAAACACCUUAA
Mucor mucedo is the source of this 1530-nucleotide messenger RNA. RefSeq lists its product as uncharacterized. The record is from RefSeq and is a predicted model, not a curated record. The coding region runs from base 1 to 1530 and encodes 509 amino acids. Lineage: Eukaryota; Fungi; Mucoromycota; Mucoromycetes; Mucorales; Mucoraceae. The transcript is spliced from 2 exons.